Messenger RNA from Sarcophilus harrisii (Tasmanian devil), 2813 nucleotides. RefSeq names its product coiled-coil domain containing 51 (gene CCDC51). The transcript is spliced from 4 exons. Lineage: Eukaryota; Metazoa; Chordata; Mammalia; Dasyuromorphia; Dasyuridae. The record is from RefSeq and is a predicted model, not a curated record. Bases 49 to 1380 code for a protein of 443 amino acids.
GCAUCUAUUUCCCUGGAACUCGCCUGCCCAGCAGCGUCCCCCGCACGGAUGGAACCGGAGCCCUCCUCCGCAGCCCCAAAAGCAUUCCUCACUGCCUUGCGUGAAUUCUCAGUCCUAAUGAUGGGACAUACUACCAUUUUUACAAUGCACUACAUCAUGAAUUCGCCUCAGAAAUUGGGUCUGAGAAGCCAAAGAAUGAAACUCCUUAUCAUGAGGACCUUCUACAGCCCAGGGUCCUUCCAGCCCAACAGAAAAACUUCAGCAAAAACUGCCAUCAGACUGUAUCACAGACUCACUGAAAUGGGUCGAGCCAUGGGGCAGAAUUUCCAACAGAAAAUAUCUUCUGUGGCCAAAACUUGGUGGGAUAGUUAUGAGGAGUUCGUUGGACUAAAUGAAGUUCGAGAGGCCCAGGGGAAUGUGACUGAGGCAGAGAAAGAGUUCAUGGUGGCUCGAGGAAUUGUCCGAAAGGCUAGAGAUGACUUGGAAGUUCACCAGGUUAGACUAAAAGAGAUUCGGGAUCGUUUGGAUCGAGUUUCCCGGGAAGAUACCCAGUAUUUGGAACUUGCAACUCUGGAACACAGACUGUUACAGGAAGAGAAGAGGCUUCGAACUGCCUACAUUAAUGCCGAAGAAUCAGAACGAGAGAAGUUUUCCUUCUUUUCUGCAGCAGUGAGAGAGAGUCAUGAGAAGGAGCGAACAAGAGCUGAAAAGACAAAGAAUUGGUCAAUCAUCGGUUCUAUUCUAGGGGCUGUGAUUGGUGUUGCUGGCUCCACUUAUGUGAAUCGAGUACGGUUGCAGGAACUGAAGUCUUUGCUUCUAGAAUCCCAAACUGGACCAGUGAGUCUGCAGGAAGCUAUAAGAGAACAAGCUUCCAGUCACAUCAUGCAGAACAAGGAUCUUGGUAACCUUAUUGAAGAGCUUAGGAGCUUGGUGAACACUGGAAUCAGGGUAUCUUCUGGAGCUGAAGAAGAUGCCACAUCUACUAGAGAAAGUCUCAUGUCUCAUAAAGAUACAUACUUACUUUCAGCCUCUUUGAAAGAACAGCUCAGCCAUUCUCAGCAGGUUCGUUCAUGUCUGGAGAGUUUACAAGAGCAGCUUUCUGACCUGGACAAAAAAUUCAGCCAAAUGGUUGCAGAGAUUCAGCUUGUAAAGGCUACAGCCCGUUCUCAGUUAAUCGAGCAAGCAGACCAAACUUUGUUAGACCCUUCACUGGAUACCAGGCAGUCUCUGGUUGCCCAGGGCAUGAUUCUGGAACUGUCAGAUAUGGAGCAGAGGUUGGAGGCCCAAGUCAACAGGAACUCUAUCUACAGCACUGUGCUAACAUGUACCAUGUUUGCUGCUAUGCUGCCAGUACUAUACAUUCUUUUCAGAGCCAACUAGCUUCUUUGGAGGGAAGCUCCAGUGAGGAAGAGGAGUUGUUACUUUUAGGAAUAAGCUGGCCAGGCACCUUGCUGCUUUGUCCAUUUAAGUCACUUGGAGGUUACUAAUGAUGAAGCCCUACAGAACUGCUGAGACUGGCUCCUGAAAGGGGAAAGAGAUAGACAACAGGGUUCUCUUUUUCACACACAGAUUUACCUUUUUAAAAUUCCAGCUCACAUUUUACAUUCAUUUAUUAACUUUGCAUUUACAUGACAUGUUCCACAGAAGAAAAGAAUUACAUUUGAGAUUAUGUUAUUAAAAAUAACUUAAAAACUUCAAAUUAUGAUAGUAGCUGAAAUUUACAUGACAUUUUACAGUCUGCAGAGCACUUUGUAUACAUUAUCAAUUGAUCCUCACAACAAUUCGAUGUAGUAAUGAGAGUUUCUAAGCUAAUUUGGUGGAAAAGAUUGAGACAGCAGUUCAGCAGUAUGGAUUUAGAACCUGAAGUUCUAUUAAUUUAAAAAUUUACCUUUAUGGUCUCUCUGUUCUCUUUGUUUUCCUUAAUGUUCUUUCUCUACUAUUGUUUGCAUUCUAUGACAUUUUUUAGUAUCAUGUUACUUUGUGUUGAGAUUAUUUUUGAUGCUUCAUCUGUCUACAUUUCUAAGUUUAAUUUUUAUUUGUCCUACCUAAUUUAUAUUUCUCAGACCAUCUUGUGUCUUAAGUGUUUAUGAGGUGUCUAGUCAUUAGAACUUGGGAGUCAUUAGAAAGUCAUUAUGUUUUAGCUAUUCUGUUCCAUCUAUCAGGUGAGAAAAGCUUCCCUUGCCUUCCCUCCCCCUCCCCCCCACCUCCUUUUCACCUUCUCUCCAGACAUGAGGAAGAAUUAAUGUCUGAUACUUGAAGCAGAGGGAAUUGGAGGUAGGGAAUGAAACUGUAUGAUGGGAAAAUAGGAAGCCACUGAGUUUAGGUGAUAAUGGAUUAUAUUGGAUUGGCAGCCCAGAGAUAGGAUCCUGUGAAACAAACAUCUUUGCCUGUAGGGAAAUAGAUUUGGGCAUUACCAAAGGCUGCACAUAUCUUUCCUCUCUAUUGCCUGGAGAUGCUCUCUGAAAGUAUCUCAUUUUGCUUAAGGCAAGAUGGGAGGAGAGCUGGCAAAGUGUAUCCCAUUGAUUGUGUGAACUGAAAAACUGUAAGCUGGGUGGGGUGAAUUCCAGAAGUGAAAGUCACCAUGCUAGUCAGACUGGGAUUGGAAGGAGGGGGAGCAGGCAGGUUGGAUGGUGGCAGAUUAGUUUUGAGGGAACCCCACCCUGACAUGCCUGCUCCAGUACAGGAGGGCUGCCUGCUAUUCCUUCAAAGCCUUCUUGCCUUGUCAAGCCUCAGACAGUGGGCUUGUUCUAUAUCAGCAUUUCCUUUGUGUUGUUAGGUAAGAACUCAUAGUUGAAUAAAAGAUAUGGCUAAUA